This is a messenger RNA of Panicum virgatum (switchgrass), 642 nucleotides long. RefSeq lists its product as uncharacterized. The transcript has 2 exons. NCBI's taxonomy places the organism in Eukaryota, Viridiplantae, Streptophyta, Magnoliopsida, Poales, Poaceae. Bases 70 to 642 code for a protein of 190 amino acids. The record is from RefSeq and is a predicted model, not a curated record.
AGCGCGCCAGGUUCCAUUUCCGCAGGAAGCGAGCGGUCUCGUGUCGUUGCAUGGUCGCCGGCGACGACGAUGGAAGCAGCCGACGCGUCGGCGCUGGAGGUGUCGCCGCGGGUCGGGAGCUGGCGGCGGUCGCGGCCGUGGAGCCGGAGCAGCAGUAUCGGGCGUAGCGGCAGCAGCUGCGUCGAGUACACGAGCCUCCGCGACGUGAUGGAGGAGGAGUGCGGCGGCGGCGGCGGAGGCGGCGACCACCACCACCUGUACAGCCCGUGGCGCGGCGGCGGGGGCAGCGGGUGGGGCGAGUACUCGUUCCACGACAUCCCCGACUUCGACGCGUCCACCAUCGGGAUCCGGAACCAGCUGCUGAAGCACGCGGCGUCGGCGUACCUGCAGUCGGCGGUGGUGAUGGCGGCGGGGCGCGACGAGGGGUGCUGCCUGGCCCGGCUCUGGCGCCGCCGGCGCGGGCGCGUGCUGAUGCGCGCGUGCUCGUGGCAGGGGUGCGUGGACGACCCCGCCGAGGCCUGCGCCGCGUUCGUGGCGCGCUCCGCCCGCCGCGUCGCCGCCUUCGUCGCCGGCCGCGUCCACGCCGUCUGGAACUCGUCGCUCAGAGCGGUCCCCGCGGUGUACCACCACGCCGACGACUAG